Messenger RNA from Uranotaenia lowii, 1449 nucleotides. RefSeq names its product tetratricopeptide repeat protein 19 homolog, mitochondrial (gene Ttc19). Gene Ontology annotation, cellular component: mitochondrial inner membrane. The transcript is spliced from 2 exons. Gene Ontology annotation, molecular function: protein binding. NCBI's taxonomy places the organism in Eukaryota, Metazoa, Arthropoda, Insecta, Diptera, Culicidae. The coding region runs from base 70 to 1110 and encodes 346 amino acids. Gene Ontology annotation, biological process: mitochondrial respiratory chain complex III assembly. The record is from RefSeq and is a predicted model, not a curated record.
UGUUUACAUCGGAAUUCGUCAGCGUACUGCUAUCAUUUUUGGUAAUUUUUUCUAUACAGUUUGCACAGAAUGAUUCGAAAAUUGGCCAACAAUCUCGUCAGCACCUUGUCCAGGAGAAGCUUGGUAUCGAUCAAUCAUCCCCGGGUGAGUUCAACUAGGAUCAUUACGAAACCAGUGCUUUCUGGAAGUAGACAUCAAAACAAUCAGGAAUCUCGUCACUUCAAACCGGUACCAAUUUUGGUAGCCAGCUCGUUUCUAUCUUGGUUCAGCAAGAAGGAUGACGACGACACACCGGAAAAUCAGCUGGUAACUACCAUCAAAAUGUCCAUCCUCAGCAUCCAAAGGGAGGAAUAUAAAAAAGCCGAACAGUUGCUUCAUGUUGCCCUCAAAAUGGCCCAGGAUUUGCAAAGCAAAGAUGGCAUUACCUACAUAUACGACAUAAUGGCAAAUCUAGCGAUGGAGGUAGGCGAGUUUUCCAAAGCCGAGAAGCUGUUUGCGAACGUUAUGCAAAGGCUAUUUGCCGAUGGAUUCCUUGAAGAUCAUAUAAAAAUGCUCCACAUUAGCUCUAAAAUUUCCCACAUAGCACAACUUCAAGGGCACCUGGAUAAGGCUUUGAUCGGCUUUGAGUGGACGCUGAAAAAACUAGAGGAAAAUCUCAAAAAUGCACCUGGAGAUAAAGAAAUCCGAGAGCUGUGGGGAAUCACAAAGAACUGGUACGCACAGCUUCUGAUGGAGCUGAAGCGUUUUACGGAAGCCAAAUCAUGUUUCUUGCAGGCGUACGAAGCGUACACAGAAAUCCAUGGGAAGCUUACUGAGGAAGGGCUCACGAUACUGAACAACCUUAGCGUAGCUUGUUCCAAUUUAGAAGACUAUGUAACGGCUGAAUACUAUCUGAAGCAAGCCAUCGCUCUGGCAGCGCAACUUCCCGAACAGACCGAAGCCGGAAUAUACAGAGCAAACCUAGGAUUACUGUACCUGCAGCAAGGAUUGCUUGAGCAGGCAAGGGAAUUCUGUUCCUUCGCAUGGAAACACGGCACGAAACACCAACACGAGGAAACUGUGAUACAAGCUAACUACUGCUUGGAGCAGAUAAAAGCGGUGCAAAAGUAGAAUAGUCCAACAAAAAAAAACCUCUAACGGUUGAUCUAGUCCCCGAUAUGGUAAAGGUUGGCACCGAACAGUGAGACUUCGUGAUUUAAAAGAACGUUGAAUUUUAUUGUGGUUAUUAAGAUUUUCGUUAUGUACAUUGAAAUUUAUACAUAAGGUUAAUACCAGACACCGACAACAUUUGAUCAAAAAUAGAAAGCGGGAAUUUACCCGAACAUCAUGUCUGCAGACGAAUCAUUUGGUUUUUUUAUAGAAGUGGGUUGAAUUUGGAAGUUUUAAAUCUUUUUCUCUACAAUUCUAAACUUUGUUAUCCUGAAUAAUUCAUUGGCAGCCUCAUUUAAG